AUGGUUCACAAAAAAAUCGCAAUGGAGGGCUCCCUAUUCGAGCCGACUCUAUACAUAGUGAAGGGAAUGUGUAUAUUGGACAAUGAUGGAAACAGAAUCCUAGCUAAAUAUUAUGAUCCUAACACCUUAACUACCGCUAAGGAACAGAAGGCAUUUGAGAAGAAUCUUUUCAACAAGACUCAUCGAGCAAAUGCUGAGAUAAUUAUGCUGGAUGGUUUCACGUGUGUCUACAAAAAUAAUGUAGAUCUCUACUUCUAUGUUAUGGGUAGUUCUCAUGAGAAUGAGUUGAUCCUGCAAUCUGUACUGAAUGCGCUGUAUGAAUCUGUCAGCAUUUUACUUAGGAGAAAUGUUGAGAAGAGAAUAAUUUUGGACAAUUUGGAUGCAGUUAUGUUAGCAUUUGAUGAAAUAUGUGAUGGAGGAGUAAUUCUAGACUCAGAUCCUACUUCAAUUGUGUCACGGACAGCACUUCGCACUGAAGACGUUCCACUUGGUGAACAAACAGUUGCACAGGUUCUUCAGUCAGCCAAGGAGCAGUUGAAAUGGUCAUUGUUAAAAUAA
Leptosia nina is the source of this 558-nucleotide messenger RNA. Lineage: Eukaryota; Metazoa; Arthropoda; Insecta; Lepidoptera; Pieridae. The record is from the annotation of a GenBank genome assembly.